Effrenium voratum is the source of this 4788-nucleotide messenger RNA. The record is from the annotation of a GenBank genome assembly. NCBI's taxonomy places the organism in Eukaryota, Dinophyceae, Suessiales, Symbiodiniaceae.
UAGCGCUUCUCCUGGGGCCGCCUGCGGGCCAUUUGACGCCAUGCCGGUCUCCGGCACGGAGUCUGGCUCAGGGACCGGCACAGCCGAUACCGAGGACAGCGAUGACAUGGAGGAGAUGGACCAUACUCUGGUGAACCUCAAGCAACGGCGAGGGUGCUGCAGGCCACUGUGUACAGCCAGCUGCUUCUGCCAUAGCUGCUAUAUCUGCCAAUUUUUCAUUUGGCUCCUGGUCUUUCCCUUGUGGGCCAAAUGGCUGGUGACCAGCCCUAUGCCAACAAGGUAUUGGAACCAGGACUACCCCAGCUGGCCGGUGCUGCCUACCGCGGCGGGGCGCGCCGUCGCCCUCUCGGGCGGUAAGAGGCCCAUCGAGAUCACGCCCAUCCCCAGCAGCGGGGAGAGUUGCAACUACAGCUGCGUGGCCUCGGGCGAGCACACCUUGACCCAGGUGGCCUUUGAGGUCGGGCUGACUCUGAACGACCCGGAGCUCCUGGAGAAGGGUCUCCAUGUGGUGUACCCAGUGCUCCUGGCCUCGGAGGACUUUCAGGACUGGUACGUGGUGGGUGACCGGCGCCACGCCUCCCCCAUGCCCUUCUGGGCCGCACAGCAGAAGGCGGCCGCAGGGAACUACCUCUACGUCACCGAGGCCUGUACGAAGCCGCCGGAAAAGGCGAUGGACCUGGAUGAGGUGCUAGGGGGCAUAUACGUACUGGCGUGCGUAACCUGGCGCAUGGACCACUUUGAGCAGCUCUCGAAAGCGGACACCCUGACCAUGGACAAGGUGGGCUCUUUGUGCAGCUCCGCGGGGGGCGUUUGCGGCUGGUCCUGUGGCGCGGCCAUCCCCCCCAAUCGCCUGCCUGGGUGCUCCCAGGGACGCAUCGAGGUGACCGAGAACAGCGUGGCGGGGCUCCAUACCAAGGCCAACUUCCAGGGGACCGUCGAGCUGCAGGAGUGCCUGGAAGGGGACACCACCAGCUGUAUGACGAGCCCCAACAAUUUCCAGCAUUGGAACUGCCCCCAGUGCAAAUGGGACCCCAACCCCGUCGGCAGCGAUAUGGACCUUAGCCUGGACGAAUCUGCCUCGCCGACGCGCAUCUACCAGUCCCUGCCGCGGAUGAAGGUGACCUUGGAGGGGGGUGCCAUGCCGGAGGGCGAAGGCGUGCUGAAUCAGCCCCGGGUGGUCAUGCUCAGCUCCACCGUGAAGCAGACAGGGGUGUGGAAGAAGCUGUACAUGCAGGACACGGGAAAGUUCGAGCUCCCGAUUCUGGCGAAUACACCCACCAAGUCCCCCAACGAGCUUGAGGAUGAGGACGGCUCCACGGUGCUGAACGCCUUCACCAAGCAGGCCAUGGUGUUGCGUCAGCCCAGCCGCGUGGACAUCAUGCCGGACUGGUGCUAUGGACCUCAGGGCCCCUUGUACUUGGUGGCCUGUGCGGUGAACAGCACCCUUUACGACAAGGGCAACGACUUCGUGAACUUCUCAGCAGGUCAGAAGGUGGCGCCGCCGCCCUUCAACGACCGCUGCGUGGCGGUGAGCGGGCGCUGCGGCAGCGCCUGCCAGGGGGACUAUGGAGACACCAUGGCCAGGUGUUCUGCUGAUGGCUACAUUGAGCAAUCAGCCCUGGUGGGGCAAAUAGUCCAGCAGAAGAACGAAUCAGUGGCAUGUUGGCUAUUCGUGUGCAUGCUGCUGCUUGGCUUCGCUGUGAAGGCGGCAGUGCUUUGCCCGGGUAUUUUCCGGUCCUACCCGCACUUCCGGAGGUAUGACCCAUCCCUCACGGAGGAGCUGCGCUUCGUUCUGGUAUGCGUGACCAGCAGCGACGAGAGCCGACCACUGGCUCUUCGCAGCUUGAUAGGCGCCGUGGGCGCGCUCCCGGCUGGCUGCAGCUGCCGGUACCACGUGGCCUACCUGGACGAAGGACAUCGGCCGCAGCACAAGGCGGUGUGGACAAAGCUCUGCCACAUCCUCGCGGCGAUCCCUUCAGGCUCCAACUUCCAGGCCUACGAGGAAAACGUGCGGCAAUUCUUCCACGUCUGGGUGGAAGAGACCAACAAGAUGACCUCGGAGCAGCUUAAGGACAACCUCUACGGAGACAAUAGCCAAAGCACCGUGGACAGCCUCAGCGGCCAGACCACGCUGAAGAAGCUGAAGAAGGCGUACGGAUGGCAGGUGCUGACGCUGACGAGCCUCGAAGGGGCCAUCGAAGAUCUGCACGCAGAGCUGCGAGCGCCAGGAGCCUACAAGCACAAGUUCUUCAUGGACGAUUUGGUGGACUGGCUGCCAACGGACACCAAUAGUCUGGCUCUGCGCAUGCACUACCUGGCCCGGGCCGCGCCUCCGGAGGACGAGCGGACCUUGAAGACACAGCAUGUGGCCCCCGGCACCUGGUACUAUGAGGUGCCGCAGGGCAGCAGCAACGAGCACUGGCUCAACGCCAGGCAAAGAGCAGUGGAGAUGGUUCAUGGCAUUGAGGAGACAGACAUGACCAAAGUCCAGAUCCCGCUCCGCACCAGCCGCGGCAAAGCAGGCUGCCUCAACUUCGCGUCGAACUACUUCUUCGUGUACUCGGCCCGCGUGGAGAAUCUAUAUGGAGACUCCAGAGACACAGCGCCUGCUUUGCUGAGUCUUUGCGAUGCCCGCCACCAGUUUCAGACUGAUUUUUUCCACACCACGGUUCCAUACUUCUUCGACUACUAUGGAGACCUGAACCGGAAUGUGGGUUUUGCCCAGUGUCCGAAGUAUUUUCCACACGUGCAGGACCGGGCAGACUACUUGGACAACAACGACGCCCAGUUCUUCCGGCUGAACUGCAUGAUCCACAACUGCUGCGGCGGCGUGAGCGCUCACGGCACCAACAGCACCUGGAUGCUGCACCGCAGCCCUGACAGCUUGGUCUGGGAGCUGGCCAAGCAACGGGUCAGAGAUAGAACCACCCACCGGAAGCACAAGGAGUACAUAGAGGCCCGGACCUUCCCGGAGAAUUGCGGCGCAGAGGACACCGCGGGGAGCUUGAAGCUGAUGGUGAGAGGGAAGCGCUCGCAUUUCAUCAGCCGGCGGCUUUCGUACGGCAUUGCUAAGACGCCGACCGAGCACCUGAUCUCGGUGCAGCGUAGCAUCCAGGCGCAUUUCUUGCUCUCACUGCAGAGCUUCUGCCGCUGUUCUACAGGCUUUGGUCCCGAAGGCUUCACAUCGCUUUGGACGACCUUCUUGGCCUUCUGCUGUUUCAUCCUCUCCCUCUUCAUCCUUCUGACGAAGACGGAUCUGAAAUGGCAGGUGGUCGAGUGGGGUUGGGUGACGGAGGAUGCAUACGAUGCCGUCAUGCGGCCGGCAAGGAGAUGGAGCGAGAACGUGGCGCAGUGGGUCAACGUGUCCUUCUUGGAGUGCGACCAGGAGCUCUUGGAAGGUUUCAUCCUGAUCACUUUGCAGAUUGCGGUGUGGAUCGCCACCAUUGUCUUGGCCCUGUUCGUGAUCUCGCUGAUCACGGAGACCUGCAAGGUUGUGCAACGAAUAUGCCUUGGCUUCGGUUCCAUUUGGCCGGACGAGAUGCGGUGGUGGGGCCGGCUGCUGAUCAUCGUGUCCAACCUCACGCACUUCUUGUGGUCCUGGAUGCCGCUGCUUUGGAUCGGCUUCAACUUUUACAACGUUUUUGCCAGUCGAGAGUUUCACUACUCACCGCUGGGCAUGUUUGUAUUUACGCUCAUCCUUCAGUUUCUGAACUGGGGCAUGAUCGCCGCCUCCUGCAUGCGCCACUCCCUGGAAGCCUCGAUGGAGGCCAAUGAGGUGGUCAUGCUGACUAUCGACAACAUUUGGAGAUCAGUCCAGAGGUACUACAUCACAGCACCCCUGAUGAUCUACUCCAUGAUUGAAGGCACGCAGGACUACAUCCGCUUCCACUGCUACGGCCAAGACAUUACAUUCAACGAGCGAGAUACCGACGGAAAGAUCGCCAUCUACCUGGUGAAGUACUGGACUUUGCUCGUGGAGAUUGCGGCCAUCGUCGCGUGGGUGUACUAUGCUUAUGCUGAAGAAGUGGAUGAAGGCGGCCUAUCGUCGUUGAUCAUCGUCACGGUCAUUGCAUUGGAUGUACUCCACCCUUGCGCCUACCUGUGGGUGGGAGAAACAAAGAUGACUCGCGACCUGGCCAGCUCGCUGUCCUGGUACCAGGCCUUCACAUCUUCGGGGUGGUGGGAGUUGUUUCUGCACGACCUCAUCCUCAACGAAUGUGUGAGCGGCGUACUGAAGUGGCUGGGCCCCGCCUGGAUGAUCGCCAUGCCACUGCUGACGCUGCUGCUGCCGUACUUGGGAGUGAAUCAGGCUUUUAUGCUGGUGGCGACGGUGCACAACCGCUGAGCCGAAGGCCUUUGAGGGGAAGCUGGCUCCGUUGGUACAUGCCAGGUUCCCAAAGGCCCGUUUUGUUAGCAACCCCAUUUUAAGGCGGCCGCUUCUCGAAGAGCAUGUCCCUGGUGCAGGGCGGAGCGCCAACUGGCGCCGGGCGGAUUCCGGAGUGACUUAGGGGCCCGUCUUUCGCUCCUGCGAGGGGGCAGGUGCCUCGUUUCCGUGCGCGAAGACCGCACCAACUUAGGAGCAAUCCGAUCGAUUUGAGUGUAGGCCGCUUAGGGCCGACCAGGGGCAGGGUUGCGCAUUGGUGAGAUAUGCUUGAUCCUUAGGGCAUUCCUGGCCAACGCAAGAUGAUGUUUGGCAUUUCCAAGCCCAAGGGUGCCGGCUCCAGGGUUUUUCCCCAAUCCCGAGUCCCUGCCGAGGGUCCGUGGCCGGAGAGACUGAGGGACCCUGGU